Molecule: messenger RNA, 819 nt
Organism: Neoarthrinium moseri
Lineage: Eukaryota; Fungi; Ascomycota; Sordariomycetes; Amphisphaeriales; Apiosporaceae
Exons: 3
Coding region: 1-819 (272 amino acids)
Source: RefSeq, a predicted model, not a curated record
AUGUCGUUGAGGUUAUUUACCGUGUCGGCACUGCUGGCCGUAUCAUCGCUGGUAUCGGCAACCAAGGAAGUCGCUGCCUCAGAGCCCAAGGUUGGCACAGAUACCGUCCAUGGAUGCUAUUCAAGCUUAGGAAACCUGGUUCUGAACGCAACCAGCAAGUUCAACACCCAAGGUCUUUGUGCCACCGCCUGCCGAGGGAUGGACAAGGUUGUUGGAGCCUCCUUCUCCGAGAGCUGCUACUGCGGUGACAAAUACCCGCCGAAAAACACACUUGUCGACGACUCCGAGUGCACCGAGCCCUGCCCUGGAUUUGGAGAUGAGGCCUGUGGUGGCCUCGACACCUUCACUGUCUACAACACCGGUGUCCGUGUGUCAGUGGCCGAUGAGGCCAAUACCACAGACAGCAGUGCGACAGCCAGCAGUGGCCCCGAUGCCACGUCAUCGCAAUCCGUCGCAACUGUGUCAGGCGUCGUAGUUACCGUGACGCCAUCAGCCUCAGCUGGCCCCAGCUCGGGAGGGUCGAACACUGUGGGAAUCGCUGUUGGAAGUGUCGUCGGAAUCAUCGCCGUAGCCGCAAUUGCCGGAGGACUGUUCUUCAUGAUGAAGCGUCGCCGCAACCGUGAGAUCGAGGAUGAGCACCGCCGUAAUGCCGCGGUCAACGCUUUUAUCGCCGGAGGAAAGCCGCCAUCUAGUAGCGGGGGUCUUUCCAUCUCGGACCAGCGUCUCGACCCUGUCAUGGCACAAAGGAGGAUGAGCAGCGGCAGCAUCGCCGACGACCAGGACUACUCGCGUAGAAUCUUGCGGGUUACCAAUGCAUGA